This is a messenger RNA of Penicillium verhagenii, 711 nucleotides long. RefSeq lists its product as uncharacterized. The transcript is spliced from 2 exons. NCBI's taxonomy places the organism in Eukaryota, Fungi, Ascomycota, Eurotiomycetes, Eurotiales, Aspergillaceae. Bases 1 to 711 code for a protein of 236 amino acids. The record is from RefSeq and is a predicted model, not a curated record.
AUGGCUGAAGAUAUUUUGAAAAUAGAAGGUCUUCCUGCUCGGACACCAAGAUAUCGAUGGCGCGGGAAAGCACAAUGUCGUCGGACCAUUAAAUUACAUGAGUCUCACGGGCAAGGCUCUGGGUAUUUUGUAUUUGAUGGUGUUGACCAUCGUGCCUUCCUUCGAUGGCUUCCAAUCCUCACCAGGUCGCGGGGGGGGGGAUUGGCGAGCUUAGUCGAUGCCUGGCAGCUUAGGCAGGCAAGUCGCCUGAUUUAUAGCAUUGGCAGCGAAGCCACAAGCGGCGGCCGCACAAAGCGUUCCGAUGGGGACUGGCAGCCCUCGCCCGUUCCGAUUCCUGCCCAGUGGCCCAGCGUUGUGCUGGAAAUUGGUCUUUCCGAGGGCCCGGGGAAACUGAAAAAAGAUGCGCAAUUUUGGCUGACCGAAUCUCAUGGACAAACGAGAUCUGUGAUCACGGUGAAUAUCACGAAGAAACUUGGUAGGAUCACACUAGAGAAUUGGACGAUGCAAGGCGAAAGUAUUGGAUCUGCCCAAAAGAUUCACAUCAAUGAGUCUUACAAGAUUACUGGACCAACUACCUUCACAAUUCCCUUCGAAAGUUUUUUCCUACGAGAUAAAGGCUCGGGGGAGAGUGAUUUCGAGAUCACUCAUGAAGAGCUCCGGCGAUUCGCUCAGUCGGUUCGGCGAAGUAUUCGCGCGACCCAGUCCACCUGA